GAUAUUCUGAAUUGUUUUUCAGACAAGUGCUGUGCUAGUGUCAGGAUCCUGACUUUGAUCCCAGAAGAGUACUUGGAAAAAAAGGAAUGCUGUGGUGCAAUAAGUUGUCGUCACUUGUUUGUGUAGCGUCUGGAUAUGUAUUGUGCUUCCUGGCAGGGUCCUUUUUAUUCCCUCAAUACCAAAGAUCUGACAAUUAUGGGGAGCAGAUGGGGAAUUCAUGUCCACUGGUUCCUGGGUCACAAAUUACUGAACAUUGGAACUUUGGAAGCAGAAAAGCAUGGGGACUACCACUGCUUUGUUUACCAUGACCUGGACAUGAUUCCUGAAAAGGGCAACACGCCCUACAAAUGCUUUCCCUGGCCCCUGCACUUGGCCAUAGGCGUGGAGAAAUUGCAAUACAAACCAUACUAUGGGGGUAUGAGUGGAGUGGCAGUCGUGCCCAAGCAACUCAUACACCAAGUCAAUGGGCACAGCAACAACUUCUGGGGCUGGGGUGGAGAGGAUGAUGAUUUUCUACUGAGGUUCAAUAAACAAGGAUUCAAUGUGAUGCAUUACCCAGCUGAAAUUGGCAGAUACAGAUCCUUGCCACAUGUUCCAGCAAGUCCAUCUCCGAAUAGGUACAAAAUCCUGGAAAAAGAGGGCGGUAAAAGAGAUAGUGGGCUUUCAAAUGUGAAUUACGUUUUGGUUCAAACCAGUUUGCAUCCACUCUACACCAUUUUUGACGUGAACCUGACAUUGUCUGUAAAGUGAACCUUCCAUAUGAAAUGAAACAAAACCAUUCCUUUGUUUUAGAAAGAGGAAUGCAGUUUUGAAUGGUUGUUUGUUUCCAGAUAAUCUGUUGAACGUUACUGAUAAAAUACUGCUUAACGCCAGUGUACA
Messenger RNA from Notodromas monacha, 879 nucleotides. Lineage: Eukaryota; Metazoa; Arthropoda; Ostracoda; Podocopida; Cyprididae. The record is from the annotation of a GenBank genome assembly.